AGUAAAUUCAAAAUAUCCGAGGCAGAAAUUUGAGACCAAUUUUUAAAGAAAAAAAAUCGUUCAAAAAACAUGUUGUCUUCAAAGUUGUCUGUAUUGCUUUUCAUAGGAAUAUCCACGCUUUUAAUUGCCAACGUUCAUGGAGGCAAAGGGAAAGGUUUGGGACUGUCCAAACUUGUAUUACCUUCAGAUGAGACAAUUAAUGCACGCCACGGUUUUAAACCUGCAUCCCAAGAAGAUAAACACUUUAUGAAGGAAGUUUAUCAUAGUGUUACCAAUUUAGAUGGUUCGGUCCUUGACGCUCCCAAAGUAGAGAAGAAGAAGAAGAAGAAGAAGACGUCAAUGACGUCUAAAAUUUUAUUUGGAGAAAGUGCGGAAGAGAAUAUUGAACGACAAGCUUUUAAGGAUCCAGUGACUCCACAAGCUUUACAACAGUUGACAAAAUUAUAUCAAGUUGUCAGCGAUGGCGUUGUGGUACCAGACAGAUUAGAUCAUUGGACUCUACCAUAUGGAGUGGUAAAACCAGAUGCACCGAAACCUUCAAAUGAUGAAGCGCUUUCUGAUAUACCGGAAAACCAUUAAAAUCAUUAUCGAAAAUUAUGAUCUUUUCAUUUUUUCAUCGCAUAAUGAAAAUUAAUAAAAUAUUCUUUUGACAGAAACCAAACUAUAAAUAAAGCAAACUCCAAGUUAUUAUAUGUAAA
Molecule: messenger RNA, 698 nt
Organism: Contarinia nasturtii (swede midge)
Lineage: Eukaryota; Metazoa; Arthropoda; Insecta; Diptera; Cecidomyiidae
Exons: 2
Coding region: 70-579 (169 amino acids)
Source: RefSeq, a predicted model, not a curated record